AUGCCAAAAACCCUCCAUAAAGUCCAGAAGCAAAUCGCCAAGCAGCGCCGGAAGCUGGAUUCACUCCAUGAGAACAGCCGGGAUUCGAAGCGGCUGCGGCGGGCGGGUGAGCGAGAGCAUAAAUUAGCUGUCGCCGCGUCCGUGACGAUGAAGGGAAGACAAUCUUUUGUGGACCGAGUGCUUUUUUUCAAAGAGAACAUCCAGGAUCCGCCCGCGGUGUUGUCGGAUGGAGAUAUGGCCCAGUUGAUUACGAGAUUCAUCGCCCGCCACCAACCCGAAUUAGAUCAGUUACAACAAGAACGGCGGCCGGGCAGGCCACCAGUGAAGCGCGAGGAGGUCCUCAGGGACAAAAUAGAGGCGGAGGGCAGAGAGUUUGAGAGCGGCUUCUGGCUGCCGGAUAUGGGCGAUGAGGAGAACAUCAAGAAACUGGCGAAGUGGAAUGGGGAGUGGUCGUCGAUGAGUACAUUGGGAUUUGUGAGGGUAGCCAAAGACGGCACGAGGCGGAAAUCUAUAUUUCCACCGAAGGGGCUCUCGUGA
Molecule: messenger RNA, 537 nt
Organism: Histoplasma mississippiense
Lineage: Eukaryota; Fungi; Ascomycota; Eurotiomycetes; Onygenales; Ajellomycetaceae
Exons: 3
Coding region: 1-537 (178 amino acids)
Cellular component (GO): nucleus
Source: RefSeq, a predicted model, not a curated record